AUGAGAGGGUUGGUCCAUCAGCGGGAAUUUAGCCCUAGAGCUCCUGAAGUGCUCUACGAGCCAGCAAUCCGCCAUCCACGCAACCUGCUGUUGAGAAGUUCCCCCCCUGCCUCCAACUCUGAGCACAGCUUGAGUUUCACCCACGAUGAGUUCCUGGUGCUGGACGAUGACAUCUUCAACGUCACCUACCCCAGGUCUGGCACCGUGUGGAUGACCGAGAUUCUGAGACUCAUUCGCAGCCAUGGCUGCCCCAGCUGGAGCCGAACCAUCCUCAGUUCUGACUGCAUGCCUUGGUUGUUAACCCAUCUGGGUCUGGAGUCAGCCCUCAGCUACCCUCUGCCUCACCUGCUGACUUGCCACCUCCCCAGGCACAUCUUCCCCAAGUCCUCCCAUUCUAAUGCCAAGGUUAUUUACACGCUACAGGAUCCUCGAUAUGUUGUCUCCUCCUGCUACUUCUCCAAGAUGUGCAACAGCUAUGAGGAUCUCACGUCCUUCAAGCAGUUCCUGAGGGACUUUCUGAAUGGAGAGCAUGAUCCCACCUGCUCCCUAGAAUCAUUGCUCUGCUGGAUGAAGUUGAAGGACACAGAGGAUUUCUUCUUCAUCACCUAUGAAUAGCGGAAGCAGGUACAUGCUGGUUCCUGGGGGCAGGAUUUGGAUGAUGAUGCCGUCUCCUUGGCGGUGCAAAAUGCCUCCUUCACAGCCAUGUGGGAGAACCCAAUGUGCAGCUCCAUCCUGCUCCCCACAGCCAUCAUGGACCAGACAAAGGGCCGGUUCCUGAGGAAGGGCAUCUGCGGAGACUGGAAGAACCACUUUAUAGUGGCACAGAGCAAGACCUUCAACAGAAUCUACUGGGACAGGAUGCAGUGCCUGAACAUGUCCUUCCCUUGGGACAAGCAUUAGAAUUUGUCCCUUUCUGAAGCCAGCUAAGCACUGGCCACUGACAUCUUGGGUAACUGGCUGCUGUUGGACAGAGGGGGUUGUAUCCAGGACUGCAAAUGGUACUGAACCUCAGUGUGCAAGCAAUUAAUUUCAUAGAAUCAUAGAUUCAUUUAGGUUGGAGAAGACCUUUGUCAUGGUUUAGCCCCAGUCAGCAACUAAACACUGUACAGCUGCUCACUCGUUCCCCCCACCCCUGUGGGAUGGGGGAGAGCAUCGGAAGGGCCAAACUAAGAAAACUCACAGGUUGAGAUAAGAACAGUUGAAUAAUUAAAAUAAAACAAUUAUAAUAAUAAAAAUAAUAACAACAUAAAGAAAAGGAAAAUAA
Molecule: messenger RNA, 1264 nt
Organism: Phalacrocorax carbo (great cormorant)
Lineage: Eukaryota; Metazoa; Chordata; Aves; Suliformes; Phalacrocoracidae
Source: RefSeq, a predicted model, not a curated record